AUGGCCACUAUGACAAAAGAAACAUUUCCCACUGGAAAUCCAGCCCAAUGGUGGGACAAGCAAUCUGUUGAGCAAGACGGCAAAAGCUACUGGGUCACCGUCAAAACUUAUUACAGCGUCAACAGGCAAAUCACCACCGAGGAACAGAAAGCCCAGCGAGACUGGCAAAGAAGAGCACCGGAACAAAUCAUGAGUGAAAGUACCAAGGGAGUUCAAAACCAGUGGCCAACUAUCCACGACAAGGUUGAGGUCAACAAUGGUGUCGGAUUUGAGAAGUUCAGGAACUAG
Messenger RNA from Botrytis byssoidea, 288 nucleotides. RefSeq lists its product as uncharacterized. The transcript has a single exon. Lineage: Eukaryota; Fungi; Ascomycota; Leotiomycetes; Helotiales; Sclerotiniaceae. The record is from RefSeq and is a predicted model, not a curated record. The coding region runs from base 1 to 288 and encodes 95 amino acids.